AACAAGGUUCAGAAUCCAUAACAGUAGAUGGAAAGACAUUGACUGAAAUGAUAGAUGGUUUAGUAAGUGAAAAUGCCGAUUUGAAAAAAAAGAUUGAAAAAUUGGAAACCGAAGCCGAGGGGCAAGCAGCAGCGAGCGAAGUGGUUCCCCCAGCUACUGAUGCGGCGACAAAAGAGGAAUAUGAGUUGCUAAAACAACAAAUGGCAGAUUUAGAAGAUAAAAUUGCUAAUUUGAAA
Molecule: messenger RNA, 236 nt
Organism: Racocetra persica
Lineage: Eukaryota; Fungi; Glomeromycota; Glomeromycetes; Diversisporales; Gigasporaceae
Source: the annotation of a GenBank genome assembly